AUAUAUGUGCGGCACUACAUACCCGGACUAUCACUACUAGAAAGAUGUUCAGAUUCAGACCGCGAUAUACAUACAUACCUAUACAGUUAAAUGUUCAAUUAAUUUAACGCUUAUUAUUGAUGCUGUGAUUCUUUAUAAAGUUGACCUUUGACUGCGAAUAUGGAUUCGAGUACCAUUGAAAUCUCACCAGUUCCAUUUGAUCCCGAAUUAGAAACGGCGAAAGGCAAAAUGAAGAGGAUUAUUACUGCAGCAUUUGGCGAAAUUAUGGUGGGGCCUAAACAUGUUAUGUUCACGAAACCAUACGCUGAAUGGGCCGAUAAAAUUCUCAAUAUGGAUGUUCGUGAAGAUGACGUAUGGAUUAUUUCAGUUCCUAGAAGUGGAAGUACAUGGACCCAAGAAAUGGUUUGGUUACUAUGCAAUAAUUUAAAUUACGUUGCUGCUAAAGAAAAAGAUCUUCAUAAACGGUUCAUGUUUUUAGAAUUAGCUGCUAUUACGGGACAAUCACGAUUUGGUAAAGAGUUUUGGACAGUCGAUAAAGUGGCCAAUGCCGAAUCACCAAGAUUUAUAAAAACUCACAUACCGUUUGAAUUAUUACCUAGGAAGUUGUGGACUGUAAAACCCAAGAUGAUUUAUGUUUACCGUAAUCCGAAAGAUGUGGUCAUCUCCCAAUACCAUUUCUACAGUAUGAUCGAUGGAUACGAUGGAACAUUUGAAGAAUUUGCAGAGAUAUUCAUUCGAGAUAAAUGUGUUUAUACUCCAUAUUGGCCACACGUUCUUGAUUUUUGGAGAUUUCAGAAAACUCACAAUGUGUUAUUUUUAACAUACGAAAAGAUGAAAGAAGAUUUAUUAUCAGUGGUGCAUAAAGUAACAGAUUACUUAGAAACUAGCUUAACUUCGGAGCAAGCUAUGGAUCUGGCAGAGCAUUUGGAUUACAAAAAUAUGAAAAAUAACUCAGCAGUUAAUAAAGAAGAACAAUUGACCCGGUUUGGAAUCAUUGAUAAACGAGAGGAUGCCAAUUUUAUUAGGAAAGGUUACAGUGGACAAUGGAAGGAAAAAAUGACACCAGAAAUGAUUGCCAGAUUCGAUAAAUGGUCAAAAAAAUACAUCGCUGGGACUGAUUUUGAAUUCUAUGAGUAUCAAUGACUCAAUGAGUAUUGAUAAUUGAAAAAACAUUAUGUAUGUACCUACUUACUUUGUUGUAAAAAAAUAUAUUGACUUAUUUUA
Molecule: messenger RNA, 1224 nt
Organism: Planococcus citri (citrus mealybug)
Lineage: Eukaryota; Metazoa; Arthropoda; Insecta; Hemiptera; Pseudococcidae
Product: luciferin sulfotransferase-like
Exons: 7
Coding region: 160-1143 (327 amino acids)
Biological process (GO): sulfation
Cellular component (GO): cytoplasm
Molecular function (GO): sulfotransferase activity
Source: RefSeq, a predicted model, not a curated record